Messenger RNA from Salvia miltiorrhiza (redroot sage), 1001 nucleotides. RefSeq names its product heavy metal-associated isoprenylated plant protein 37-like. Bases 1 to 828 code for a protein of 275 amino acids. The transcript is spliced from 3 exons. The record is from RefSeq and is a predicted model, not a curated record. Gene Ontology annotation, molecular function: metal ion binding. Lineage: Eukaryota; Viridiplantae; Streptophyta; Magnoliopsida; Lamiales; Lamiaceae.
AUGUUUUUAACUUGUUUUCUCAAAGUGAACAUACACUGUGACGGCUGCAAGCAGAAAGUGAAGAAAAUCCUUCAAAGGAUUGAAGGAGUUUACCAUGUAAGCAUAGAUGCAGAGCAACAAAAGGUGAGCAUAUCAGGAAGUGUGGGUUCUGCAACACUAAUCAAGAAACUAGUGAGGGCUGGUAAGCAUGCUGAGCUCUGGUCUGAAAAGGGAAACCAAAAUCAGAAGCAAAAAUCCCCUAGCAAAGAAGACAGCAAGAGCAACAAAGGGCAGAAGCCCAAGAAUCUUGAAUCCUUAAAAGACAAGCACAACUUCCCAUUGGUGUCGGAUGACGACGACGGUGAAGACUGCGGCGGCUACAGCGAAGAGGAGAUGCAGCUCUUAACGGCCAUGCUGAAUGCUGAGGCGGCCAAGAAAGGCAAUAAUAACAACACUAAUGCUGCGAAGAAAGGAAACCAAAAUCAGGGUUUAUCAAACAUAGGCGUUGAAGGGACGAGGGGAAACGACAUUAGUGCUAUGAUGAAUCUUGCUGGUUUCCACGGCAACGGAGCAGGCAUUCUUGGAGUUGGAGGUGGAAGUGGAUUUCAGCUGCAGCCAAACGCCGGGGGAUUUCCCUUCAAUGUGGGCUCGGCGGGCCACAAUCCGGCGGCGUUGAACGGGUACGUCAAUCCGAUGAUGAGUCUGCAGAGCAGGCAGCAGCCGCAGAUGAUGUACAAUCGAUCAACGUUGAUUCCUCCCACCACGGGCUACUACUACAACUACGCCGUUGCUGAGCCUGCUGCAGCUGUUUUCAGUGAUGACAACGCUACCAGCUGCUCGAUUAUGUGAAAAAUUCGACUAGUAUUUGUGUUUUUGGCUUUUGAUGGUUGGACCGUUAUGUAUGUAAGUAUGUUGGAGUCUGAUGCUAAGCUUGUAAGUUUGUAGUUUCAAGCAUUAGGAGUUUUGGGACUUUAUCCAGUAUUAUUAUUAUUGUUCAAUGUUAGAAUCCCCAUGCUUGUGUA